AUAGUUGGAGUUUCUCCUCCCCCCACCAGACACGGAGUUAUCUAUCAGAACUCCGAGACGCUGGACUAAGUUUAUCGUAUUUAGAAAUCCAUAGGCUGCAGGUACAAAUAAAAAACAUCUAAUAAAUGCAUGAAGUUAAACGGGGACAGUGGGGACGGGUCGCCUAAUGGAGAUCCUGCAGUCCGGGGGCCCGCAGCGGAUCGCGCUUGUGGACGUGACUCCCCAUCAGGAUGGAUCAAUGCCUGAGUGUCUCUUUCAUUUGACUCUUUCUCUCUCCGUCCUCUGCACUCGCUAGCGGUAUAUCUGGGGAGGGGAGGGGGCACAUCCAGACGCCGGUUAGGUCCUCUUCAUCUGGGUCGCUCUGGGCCAGGUGCUGGAUAUGCCAUAGCAGGACUGACUUGGGAUCGGACGGCCGGGUUUGAAGCGGACUCGGAUGUCUAAAAGCUGAAAAAAAUCCACCUUCCCCCCAACUGUCCCUUUCUGCGUUUUGCCAAGCUUAUAGCUCUGCUUAAGCGGCCUUAAAACACAAAAUGUCGACCAGAACGCCAUUGCCCACUGUGAAUGAGCGCGAUACGGAAAAUCACACAUCCGUGGACGGCUACCACGAGCCUCCCGGUCCACCGUCCAAGUCCAGCAGCCGGCAGAGUCUGCCCCGCUGCCGCAACUCCAUCACUUUCGCGACGGAUGAGCAGCCGCAUGUAGGCGCCUACCGGCUACUCAAGACCAUCGGCAAGGGCAACUUCGCCAAGGUCAAGUUGGCGCGCCACGUACUGACCGGCCGCGAGGUGGCGGUAAAAAUAAUAGAUAAAACGCAACUCAACCCCACUAGUCUACAAAAGCUGUUCCGAGAAGUAAGAAUAAUGAAGAUGCUGAAUCAUCCUAAUAUAGUCAAAUUAUUUGAAGUUAUUGAGACUGAGAAGGCACUGUACCUCAUAAUGGAGUAUGCCAGUGGAGGGGAGGUGUUCGAUUAUUUGGUUGCUCAUGGCAGAAUGAAGGAGAAAGAGGCCAGAGCCAAGUUCCGCCAGAUAGUGUCGGCUGUGGAGUACUGCCAUCAGAAGAGGAUCGUGCACAGGGACCUCAAGGCGGAGAACCUGCUGCUGGACGCCGACAUGAACAUCAAGAUCGCCGACUUUGGCUUCAGCAACGAGUUCACAGUGGGCAGCAAGCUGGACACCUUCUGUGGCAGCCCCCCCUACGCCGCACCUGAGCUCUUCCAAGGCAAGAAGUACGAUGGUCCUGAGGUGGACGUCUGGAGCCUGGGAGUCAUCCUCUACACGCUGGUCAGCGGCUCGCUGCCCUUCGAUGGGCAGAACCUCAAGGAACUGCGGGAGCGCGUGCUGCGAGGGAAAUACCGCAUCCCCUUCUACAUGUCAACUGACUGCGAGAACCUACUCAAGAAGCUGCUGGUCCUGAACCCCUGCAAACGGGGCAGCCUGGAGCAAAUAAUGAAAGAGUGCUGGAUGAACGUGGGCCACGAAGAGGAGGAGCUGAAGCCUUACGCUGAACCUGAGCCGGAUUUCGAGGACAGCCAGAGGAUAGAUCUCAUGGUUACCAUGGGGUUCCUGAAAGAUGAAAUUACAGAGUCCUUGGUGGGUCAGAAGUACGAUGAGGUCAUGGCCACCUACCUUUUACUGGGUAGGAAACAACCAGAGUUAGAGGGGAGCGACUCCCUCUCCAGCAGCAACCUGUGUCAAAGGUCGCGACCCAACAGUGACCUGAACAACAGCUCCACGCAUUCCCCGGCUCACUCCAAAGUACAGCGCAGCAUUUCGGCCAAUCAGAAGCAGCGGCGCUUCAGCGAUCACGUGGCCCCCAGCAUCCCCCCGACGGUCUCCUACACCAAGCGAGGCCAGGCCAACAGCGUGGAGAGUGAGAAAAAGGAGGGCUGGGAUGCCAGCCACAAGUUGGGUGCCUCCAGCUCCAAGGGCGACGUGCCAACGUCCCCCCUGGUUGUGCAGGAGAGGAAGAAGUCGGCGACGGGGCAAGGGAGCAGCGCGGCCCUGGGCGGGGCCAUGACCCGCAGGAACACGUACGUGUGCGAGCGUUCCAGCACGGAGCGGCACUCCGGCAUCCACAACGGCAAGGACAGCAGCCUGACGGAGAUGCCUGUCAGCUCCUCCCCGCCCUUCUCCGGAGCGCCCUCUAGCGUGACCUCAACCCGACCUCGUCACUCCAAGCCAGUGUCCACUCCUGGGCACCCAGGCAAAGGUGCACUUCCUCCUAUCGAGGACAACAGUGAGUACAGGCCGAGCUCUGCCCCCCGCCCCCCGGCCGCCUCCCCCUCGGACCACAGCAUCAGCAACAGCAGCACGCCCGAGCAGAGCCGCUUCCCGCGUGGCACCUCCAGUCGCAGCACCUUCCACGGGGGACAGCUGCGGGACCGACAUGGCGCCGCCUACAACGGCCCCCCCGCCUCACCCACGCUGUCACACGAUGCCGCCGCCCUGGCGCAGGCCCGCCGUGGCACCUCCAGCGGCAUCAUCGGCAAGAUCACCGCCCGCUUCGUCCGCAGGGUUCCCAGUGAAGGAGAGGCCAGUGCUAAGACAGACGCCACAAGGAGCACCUCUGGAGAAACGAGGGAGUACAGGGAGGAGAGCCGGGAGUCGAAGCCUCGCUCGCUACGCUUCACUUGGAGUAUGAAGACCACCAGCUCCAUGGACCCCAACGACAUGAUGCGCGAGAUCCGCAAGGUGCUGGACGCCAACAACUGCGACUUUGAGCAGCGCGAGCGCUUCCUUCUCUUCUGCGUCCACGGCGACGCCCGCCAGGACAACCUGGUCCAAUGGGAGAUGGAGGUGUGCAAGCUGCCCCGCCUCUCGCUCAACGGCGUGCGCUUCAAGCGGAUAUCGGGCACCUCCAUCGCCUUCAAGAACAUAGCGUCCAAAAUCGCCAACGAGUUGAAGCUGUGAAAAUGACGUUAUCCAGAAAACACGGAGACAAACGGGGCCACGGGAUGCUUCUUUUACCAAUGGGAUCAGGGUUUAGUCUCGAUUUUUCUGCACAGUGUUUAACAUAGAGAAUGUAUGGAUAUUUCGUUCUGUGCCGUGAUUGGCUGGCCAGUGGCAGGAAAAAGCAGAGGAAUGGUGCCUCUCUUUCAACCCCGCCCUACCCAUAUCCCCUUCCCCGUGUCAAUAAUGCAACUUAUCUGGUUAUAACCAACCUUCCAAUCUGCAAUAAGCCUACAAUUUUCUUAUUAAUGACUUGCAAAACUAUUUAUGCUGAACAAAUGAAAAAAGGAGAAAUGUUUUUUCCACAUGUACAGGUAAAUAUUUAGAAUGUUCUCAAGACUUCUGUUGAUAUAGUUGUAUAUUACGAGAAUCCUCUAACAUCUACCAGUGUUGUAUAGGUGUAUUAAUUUCUGUACAGAAAAGUAGUCUAACGUUGCAUAUUGUAUUUGAGUUUGCCCCUUUUUUCAUUAUCGAUGUCUGUUUACUUGCACUCUGUGAAGUUGUUUUUAAUUUCCUUUUUUUUAAGAAUAAAUGUUUAAAACUUAUUUUUGCUUUCAACAAUACGGACAUUGUCACAUUUGCUUUCUAUUUUGUAUGAAACCAGAGCGUGGUCUUAAAGUUAGAGAAAAAGAGAAAUGCCGUAUCCAAAUAUAUUGAAAACCAGGCAGAAUGCAUCACAAAGCCCUGUACACUUAACUUUCUCUUAUUUUAUAUUUUCCGUUGUGUGUGUUGGCUAAAGAAAGAAAUAUAGCCUCUCAGAAUUACUUCAACAGCUGUAUAGGUUUAAAAACCACAAACGCAUUAAUUUAUUCAUUGUGAGAAUUGGUGGAAGGGGCAUUAUAAUGGCUUAGCCGCUGAGAAUUAUGGGAAAACGUUACAGCUAUUACUGUGGAGCCCUAAUUGUGUCUGGCUUUCCCUGAAAUACUGCCCUCAUAGUCUUUCUCUGCUGGCUUUUUUUUGCAAGGUUCCCUGAAUUGUUUUCCCGUCAAUCGCGUUGAAAUAUUUAGGAGAUUGAUUGUAUUUAUUCCACCAAAUCUUGCCCGUGAUGUGCCGCUUUGUAACCUGAAGGCGAUUACCUUUUGAGCUUUGCCUUUAUAAUUUCUUUUUCCCAAUUGUGAAAAUUACAGCUGAACCACUAGUGCUGGUACAUUUGUACUUAUUAUUUUGUACUACAUUAACCAGUAGGUUAAUUGUGCAAUGGCUAUUCUAUGUUGUACUGCUGUGAGGAUGCCAUACAGUCCCUUCUUGUAGAUUCUUGUAAUACUGAGGAAAACCUUGACAUGUUUUUAUUCUUUUCAUUUUCAUAUGCAUAACAGUUAAAAUUUUUUGGCACCGUGAUCAUCUCUGGAAGCAUUUUAUCGGGAAGCUUUCGCCUGUGCUGCCUUCCCCCAGUGGCAUUAUGGGAUACCACAGAGGACCGCGUAUGCAGUGUCAGGGUGUGUAGUCCCUUGUUCUGAUGGCAGCUGAUUGGACGCUCAUUUCGUUGCCUUAGCAGGAUUAUGAGACUCAGAAUGAAAGGGAGGUUUCAGAAAAUGUGACCACUCCCCCCCCCAACUCCCUGCAAUGUUCUCUGAUGCGAGUCAUCUGGGUUCUCUCCAGUGCACAAUAUUAAAACUUACUUGAAAGGAA
This is a messenger RNA of Brienomyrus brachyistius, 4577 nucleotides long. It is a transcript of the gene mark1, whose product is annotated as MAP/microtubule affinity-regulating kinase 1. The record is from RefSeq and is a predicted model, not a curated record. Gene Ontology annotation, cellular component: cytoplasm. Gene Ontology annotation, biological process: protein phosphorylation; intracellular signal transduction; microtubule cytoskeleton organization. NCBI's taxonomy places the organism in Eukaryota, Metazoa, Chordata, Actinopteri, Osteoglossiformes, Mormyridae. Gene Ontology annotation, molecular function: ATP binding; protein serine/threonine kinase activity; tau-protein kinase activity.